Molecule: messenger RNA, 2747 nt
Organism: Rhineura floridana
Lineage: Eukaryota; Metazoa; Chordata; Lepidosauria; Squamata; Rhineuridae
Gene: ACADM
Product: acyl-CoA dehydrogenase medium chain
Exons: 12
Coding region: 87-1355 (422 amino acids)
Biological process (GO): fatty acid beta-oxidation; medium-chain fatty acid catabolic process
Cellular component (GO): mitochondrion
Molecular function (GO): medium-chain fatty acyl-CoA dehydrogenase activity; flavin adenine dinucleotide binding
Source: RefSeq, a predicted model, not a curated record
GGCCAGGGCUUCUCGCCUAGCGGGUGGUCGGUUAGACUCUGACCUAUCGGGAGCGUGGAGAGGAGGGAAGAAAAGGAGGAAACGUCAUGGCUGCCCUGAAGGUCUCUCGGGUGUUACGAAGCAUUGCUACUUGUGGCUGGAGGGCACAGUCCAGUCAGGCUGUUGCAACAUCACCAAAAGUCAAAUCAGCAGCUGGAUAUAGCUUUGAACUUACAGACGAGCAGAAAGAAUUCCACGCUACAGCUCGUAAAUUUGCUAGAGAGGAAAUCUUGCCUGUGGCUGCUGAGUAUGAUAGAACUGGAGAGUAUCCCAUUCCCCUCAUAAAAAGGGCAUGGGAGCUUGGCCUGAUGAAUACACAUAUACCAGAGAGCUGUGGUGGCCUUGGCCUUGGCUCUUUUGAUGCGUGCCUUAUUACUGAAGAAUUAGCUUAUGGCUGUACAGGGGUUCAAACUGCAAUUGAAGCAAAUUCUCUGGGUCAAAUGCCAGUCAUCAUUGCAGGAAAUGAGCAGCAGCAGAAGAAAUAUUUGGGAAGAAUGACUGAGGAACCCAUCAUGUGUGCCUACUGUGUAACAGAACCUGGAGCAGGCUCUGAUGUAGCAGGUUUAAAAACAAGAGCUGAAAAGAAAGGAGAUGAAUAUAUAAUUAAUGGACAAAAAAUGUGGAUCACCAAUGGUGGCAAGGCUAACUGGUAUUUUUUAUUGGCUCGUUCCAAUCCUGAUCCCAAAGCUCCUGCAAGCAAAGCUUUUACUGGAUUUAUUGUGGAAGUUGACAGCCCUGGAGUACAAAUUGGAAGAAAGGAGCUUAAUAUGGGUCAGCGCUGCUCAGAUACAAGAGGGAUUGUUUUUGAGGAUGUGAGAGUGUCCAAAGAGAAUGUACUAAUUGGUGAGGGAGCUGGCUUUAAAAUUGCCAUGGGAGCAUUUGAUAAAACAAGGCCUCCAGUAGCAGCUGGUGCUGUAGGCCUAGCACAAAGAGCUUUGGAUGAAGCUACAAAAUAUGCCAUGGAAAGAAAAACCUUUGGAAAGGUUAUUGCAGAGCACCAGGCAGUGUCUUUCAUGUUGGCUGAAAUGGCAAUGAAAGUGGAGCUUGCUCGCCUGGCUUACCAAAGGGCAGCAUGGGAGGUAGAUGCUGGUCGCAGAAAUACCUACUAUGCAUCUAUAGCAAAGGGAUAUGCUGGAGACAUUGCAAAUCAAGUAGCUUCUGAUGCUGUCCAGAUUUUUGGAGGAAAUGGAUUCAAUAGUGAAUACCCGGUAGAAAAGCUAAUGAGAGAUGCCAAAAUAUACCAGAUAUAUGAAGGCACAGCUCAGAUUCAGAGACUGAUUGUAGCUCGUGAACAUAUCAACAAGUUUAAGGGUUGAGAGAACUUUUGAACAGAGAAGAGGAAAAAGGCUUGAAUUCCUGGCAUGCAGUAUCCUGACUCUGCAAACAUUUGUAUUCCUUCUGGUAUGAUACUUUUAAGAUUGGAAAGGAAAAAUGGCCUCAAAAGCAGUAGCAUUUUUUCCAUCUACAUGUUUCAGUUUAAUAUAUGAAAAAGGUAACUUAAUUAUGAAACUGUUAGCUGGAGACUCCCUGAAAGAUGCAAUAAUUACAGCCAUGUCUGUACCAUAUGCUUCAGUGGAUUUUUUCAUUUUCACCUUACUUUAUAGUGACUUAAAUAGUUAUCUCUGCCCUCUAAAGUGGUCUUCUUGGCAACACCUUUUAAAGUGCUUAGGUUUUGAGAAUUAACUUUGGCACUGCAAUAUAUUGCACUAAAAUGUUGACAUCAGCAAUGGCAGUGAGGUGUUCCUUGUUUUCCACCUGCAAAUUACAUAAUUUGGGAAUAGGGCUACUUAAGGAGGUUUGUUUCUGUGGAACAAAAGGAUUCUGGGUUGUCCACUUUGUCAAACACAAUACCCUCACUCUGACAAUAUGUCUUAAUGACCACUAAACACCGCACUAUAUACACAAGGUAAAGUAUGAAAUGACUACCACAAUCAAAUUAUCUGUAUUGCCACUGUGUUUUAAUUUGUCAGUUCUCUAUCCUGUAGCUCUCCAAAACAGCUGUAGCGUGGAUCAUUUGUUGUUGUUGUUCAACAGCGUACAAAGAGGAAUGGGAAACCUACUGGGCAAUAUUCGGCUGACGUUUGUAAUAAUGCAAGGAUUACUAUUAAUGCAAAGGGAUUCCCACUUCCUCCCCCUGCAACAUUCCCAAAUCUGCUCCAGAGAGUUUGGGGGAACCCCUCUCAAAACAGAUUUAGGGGAUGUGCAAGGGGAGGAGAGGAAGAGAAUGUGCAAGGAGAAAACCUUGUGCCGACAGAACAUUCUCCUUAGACUGGGUUGUAUUCAACAUAGCGCUGCUUUUGAAAUCCUUGUGUACCUGAAUACAGGCUACGGCGUGCCUCAGAACAAGUUGCACCUCAUUACAAGCCACCUUUUGUGUGCAUUAUAUUAACUUCUAUGAAAAAAGGCUUUUCAUUUUAUAACUUGGUAAAAUGUGAAUAGUAGCAGUUUUGCAAACAACUUUGUAUGUUGCAGUUGUAAAACAAAACACAUGAUGCCUGUGUUGAACUUUUCAAUUAUUUGAAGACUACACAUAACUAAUGGUUAUGGUGCCUUUGCAUUUGGUUAUAGCAACCUUGCUAAAUAAAUGUUUUGUUACAUUCAAAUAUGAUGAAAAUAACCAUACAAUGCAAUAUUUUGCUAGUAAUAUUUAUAGUAUUGAUUGGAAUUACCUGAUAGUAUCAAAUAAUAAUUAAACAUCUAUUAUGAAA